CGUCUAGGCAACGGGGCUCUUCCGAAAGUCUCAAUCGAGGAGUUUAGGGCGGGGAGAGGAGCCAUGGGGGGAGGGGAGGGGCCGAGACAGCACAGGGAGAGACCCCCCCCCCCCAGGACCCCGGCAAGUGGAAGCCUGCCCCGCCCUGCUUUGGGUGGUCCUUCGCAAUGGGGGCGCGGACUUAAAGAACGGAUUCCAGGACACAGGCGGGAAGGAGUCGGGGUGGCCCGCCCUCUGCGGGGGCCCGGCGUGGGGAACGGCUCCCCUCUCGAGCCGCUUUGUCUCCAAGCCGCUCAACACUGGGCUCCGGCCGGCAACACAAAGGUGGGCGGUGAGGACUGCGCAAGCGCGCGAGCCGCCGAGGCUGCUGGGAGUGGUGGUCCGACCGCCGAAUGCCUGUUUUACCGCUUCAGAGCCGGCGUAUCUUCCGUCGAGUUAAUACACGCUCAGUGCGUACUUGGCUCCUUCGGAGAAAAUCAGUCCCACCCGCACCCUACCCGGCUCACGUGGAAGCCAGUGCCGAGUGAGCUGCAGAGCCUUAACAUCCGUCAUGAGAUCCUGCAGGAGCUGGAUGACUAUUACGAGAAGUUCCAGCGGGAGACGGACGGCGCCCAGAGGAGAAGGGUGCUGCCCUGCAUUCAGAGGGCGCUGAUUCGGAGCCAGGAGCUGGGCGACGAGAAGAUCCAGAUCGUGAGCCAGAUGGUGGAGCUGGUGGAGAACCGGGCCAGGCAGGUGGACAGUCACGUGGAACUCUUUGAGGCACAUCAAGAGGUCAGUGACACCACUGGCCACAGCAAAGCUGGCCAGGAUAAGUCAAAAACUGAGACAGUCGCGCAGGCAGAAAAGCCUAACAGCAAGCGGUCCCGGCGACAGCGCAACAACGAGAACCGGGAAAACGCAGCUAAUAAUCACGACCAUGAUGACGUCACCUCCGGAACGCCUAAGGAGAAGAAGGCGAAGGCCUCCAAGAAGAAGAAACGCUCCAAGGCCAAAGCCGAGAGGGAGGCAUCCCCUGCGGACCUUCCCAUUGACCCGAACGAGCCCACGUACUGUCUGUGCAAUCAGGUCUCCUAUGGAGAGAUGAUCGGCUGUGACAAUGACGAGUGCCCCAUCGAGUGGUUCCACUUCUCCUGCGUGGGGCUGAACCAUAAACCCAAGGGCAAGUGGUACUGCCCCAAAUGUCGAGGGGAGAACGAGAAGACCAUGGACAAGGCCCUGGAGAAGUCCAAAAAGGAGCGGGCCUACAACAGGUAGUGGCGGGCCUGGCUGGCCCGAGGCGAGCAGGACGAGCCGAGUAUUUAUUGCAUCGCCACCUGGACGGGCGCGGGGACUGCGCGUGUAGCCUUCUAAAGACUGUUGGAAGAGGAGCUCUUCCUCUCGUAGGGACGACCGGGGUUCUCUUUGCUUUUCCCUUGGUGCACAUGUGUAACGAGAGAGUGGUCUGUGGAUAAGCAUUUUAGAAACUGCAAAUAUAGGUUUGAAUUAAACACUCGA
Messenger RNA from Balaenoptera ricei (Rice's whale), 1494 nucleotides. It is a transcript of the gene ING1, whose product is annotated as inhibitor of growth family member 1. The record is from RefSeq and is a predicted model, not a curated record. The coding region runs from base 64 to 1254 and encodes 396 amino acids. The transcript has 3 exons. Lineage: Eukaryota; Metazoa; Chordata; Mammalia; Artiodactyla; Balaenopteridae. Gene Ontology annotation, biological process: positive regulation of DNA-templated transcription. Gene Ontology annotation, cellular component: nucleus.